CUGUUGAGGUUGGGAGAGGAACUGCCUAUGCAGCUCAUACGUGUGUACCCGUGAGUGAGUGUGCAUGUGCCCGUGUGGAUGGGUGCGUGUGCCCGGGAGUCUGUCACUCCUAGGGCAGGGAGGUCCGGAACCCAGGCGGUUGCCGGCUGAGCCCAGAGCACACCCAGCGAGGGAAGUGUGGCCGAGGCUCCCACCUGAAGAUCGGCCCAGUCCUCAGGUUUCACUCAUGACCCUGUGACAUCAGCGGUAGCAGCUGUCCUCGCCGGCCCGGCCCCCCAGCCAAGUCCCCCAGAGUUCCAGCCCCAGCCCGAGGUGGGCACAGCGCUCUGGGCUUGUCAGCAACCACUCUGCUCCUGUCCAAUAGUCAGGGAUGGCACACAGGCAGAGGCGCCCCUGGCAGACAUCACUAAUCAAUCACAGCAACCUUUUUGCACAGAGCCUGGCUGCCCCUUCAUGGUCUCUACCUGCAUCUUCAGGCUAAAGUCACACAGUUCCAGGAGCUCGGGCCCAGAAGGCAGUCGAAGGCACUGGGGCAUUGGCCCCACAUCCCAAGGCCACAGAGAAUCUGGUUGGUUUGCCGUCAGUCCUGGGGGUGGCCCCCGCCACUGCUAGGGAGAGCGUGGUGUGGGGCCAGGGGUGAUGCUCUGUGCCCAGCACCUGUGCAGCAGUAGCACCUGGGCCUUGCAGGCACAUCUCCCAGUCCCAACAGAGCCUGCACGCCCACCUCCCCAGCUCGGCUGCUGGGCAGGCAGGAGGUGAGGAACGGCCGGCCGGCCCAGGGAGGGGCAACUGCCCAGCACCCCGGGGCUGCCCACUGCAGCUGUCCCGGCUACCCAUCCUGGUCUCUGAGCCCAGGAUGCGAGGAUGGCCAGACCGUCUCUUGCCACCGUGGUGCCUCUGGGCCCUGAGUGCCUGCGCCCCUUUACCCGGGAGUCCCUGGCAGCCAUAGAACAGCGGGUGGUGGAGGAGGAGGCCCGGCUGCAGCGGAACAAGCAGAUGGAGAUUGAGGAGCCCGAACGGAAGCCUCGAAGUGACUUGGAGGCUGGCAAGAACCUGCCCAUGAUCUAUGGAGACCCCCCGCCAGAGGCCAUCGGCAUCCCCCUGGAGGACCUGGAUCCCUACUACUGCGACAAGAAGACCUUCAUCGUUCUCAACAAGGGCAAGGCCAUCUUCCGCUUCUCCGCCACACCCGCUCUCUACAUGCUGAGCCCCUUCAGCAUGGUCAGGCGAGGGGCCAUCAAGGUGCUCAUCCACGCGCUGUUCAGCAUGUUCAUCAUGAUCACCAUCUUGACCAACUGUGUGUUCAUGACCAUGAGUAACCCGCCUCCCUGGUCCAAGAAUGUGGAGUACACCUUCACAGGGAUCUAUACCUUUGAGUCCCUCAUCAAGAUACUGGCCCGGGGCUUCUGUGUCGAUGACUUCACAUUCCUCCGGGACCCCUGGAAUUGGCUGGACUUCAGCGUCAUCAUGAUGGCGUACCUGACAGAGUUUGUGGACUUGGGCAACAUCUCAGCCCUGAGGACCUUCCGGGUGCUGCGGGCCCUCAAAACCAUCACAGUCAUCCCAGGGCUGAAGACGAUUGUGGGGGCCCUGAUCCAGUCUGUGAAAAAGCUGUCAGAUGUGAUGAUCCUCACUGUCUUCUGCCUGAGCGUCUUUGCGCUGGUGGGGUUGCAGCUCUUCAUGGGAAACCUGAGGCACAAGUGUGUGCGCUGGCCCCCGCCGUUCAACGACACCAACACCACAUGGUACAGCAAUGACUCGUGGUACGGUAACGACACGUGGUAUGGUGAUGCAAUGUGGCACACCAAUGACUCAUGGUAUGCCAACGACACGUGGAACAGCCAUGCAAGCUGGGCCACCAAUGAUACCUUUGAUUGGGAUGCCUACAUCAAUGACGAAGGGAACUUCUACUUCCUGGAGGGAUCCAACGAUGCCUUGCUCUGUGGGAACAGCAGUGAUGCUGGGCACUGCCCCGAGGGUUAUGAGUGCAUCAAGGCCGGGCGGAACCCCAACUAUGGCUACACCAGCUACGACACCUUCAGCUGGGCCUUCCUGGCUCUCUUCCGCCUCAUGACACAGGACUAUUGGGAGAACCUCUUCCAGCUGACCCUUCGAGCAGCUGGCAAAACCUACAUGAUCUUCUUCGUGGUCAUCAUCUUCCUGGGUUCUUUCUACCUCAUCAAUCUGAUCCUGGCCGUGGUGGCCAUGGCGUAUGCUGAGCAGAACGAGGCCACCCUGGCUGAGGAUAAGGAGAAAGAGGAGGAGUUUCAGCAGAUGCUUGAGAAGUUCAAAAAGCACCAGGAGGAGUUGGAGAAGGCCAAGGCCGCCCAAGCUCUGGAAGGUGGAGAGGCAGAUGGGGACCCAGCCCAUGGCAAAGACUGCAAUGGCAGCCUGGACACAUCGCCAGGGGAGAAGGAAGCCCCGAGGCAGAGUGGCAGCGGAGACAGCGGCAUCUCUGAUGCCAUGGAAGAACUGGAAGAGGCCCACCAGAAGUGCCCGCCAUGGUGGUACAAGUGUGCCCACAAAGUGCUCAUAUGGAACUGCUGCGCCCCGUGGGUGAAGUUCAAGAACAUCAUCCACCUGAUUGUCAUGGAUCCGUUUGUGGACCUGGGCAUCACCAUCUGCAUCGUGCUCAACACCCUCUUCAUGGCCAUGGAGCAUUACCCCAUGACGGAGCACUUUGACAACGUGCUCACCGUGGGCAACCUGGUCUUCACGGGCAUCUUCACAGCAGAGAUGGUUCUGAAGCUGAUCGCCAUGGACCCCUAUGAGUACUUCCAGCAGGGCUGGAACAUCUUCGACAGCAUCAUCGUCACCCUCAGCCUGGUAGAGCUAGGCCUGGCCAACGUACAGGGGCUGUCUGUGCUCCGCUCCUUCCGUCUGCUGCGGGUCUUCAAGCUGGCCAAGUCGUGGCCGACACUGAACAUGCUCAUCAAGAUCAUCGGCAACUCUGUGGGGGCGCUGGGCAACCUGACGCUGGUGCUGGCCAUCAUCGUGUUCAUCUUCGCCGUGGUGGGCAUGCAGCUUUUUGGCAAGAGUUACAAGGAGUGCGUGUGCAAGAUCGCUUCGGACUGCAGCCUGCCGCGCUGGCACAUGCACGAUUUCUUCCACUCUUUCCUCAUCGUCUUCCGCAUCCUGUGCGGGGAAUGGAUCGAGACCAUGUGGGACUGCAUGGAGGUGGCCGGACAAGCCAUGUGCCUCACCGUCUUUCUCAUGGUCAUGGUCAUCGGCAACCUUGUGGUCCUGAACUUGUUCCUGGCUCUGCUGCUGAGCUCCUUCAGUGCUGACAGCCUGGCAGCCUCGGAUGAGGACGGUGAGAUGAACAACCUGCAGAUUGCCAUCGGGCGAAUCAAGUGGGGCAUCAGCUUUGCCAAGGCCUUCCUCCUAGGGCUGCUGCAUGGCAAGAUCCUGAGCGCCAAGGACAUCAUGCUCAGCCUUGGGGAGCCUAUUGGGGCCGGGGAGGCUGGAGAGGCUGGGGAGACUGCCCCUGAGGAUGAGAAGAAGGAGCCGCCUGAGGAAGACCUGAAGAAGGACAAUCACAUCCUGAACCAUGUGGGCCUGGCUGAUGGUCCCCCAUCCAGCAUCGAGCUGGACCACCUCAACUUCAUCAACAACCCCUACCUGACCAUCCAGGUGCCCAUCGCUUCCGAGGAGUCCGACCUGGAGAUGCCCACUGAGGAGGAAACCGACACUUUCUCGGAGCCUGAGGAUGGCAAGAAGCCACCACAGCCCCUCUACGACGGGAACUCCUCCGUCUGCAGCACUGCUGACUACAAGCCCCCUGAGGAGGACCCUGAGGAGCAGGCAGAGGAGAACCCCGAGGAGCAGCCUGAGGAGUGCUUCACCGAGGCCUGCGUGCAGCGCUGGCCCUGCCUCUACGUGGACAUUUCCCAGGGCCGAGGGAAGAAGUGGUGGACUCUUCGCAGGGCCUGCUUCAAGAUUGUCGAGCACAAUUGGUUCGAGACCUUCAUUGUCUUCAUGAUCCUGCUCAGCAGCGGGGCUCUGGCCUUCGAGGACAUCUACAUUGAGCAGCGGCGAGUCAUCCGCACCAUCCUCGAAUAUGCCGACAAAGUCUUCACCUACAUCUUCAUCAUGGAGAUGCUGCUCAAAUGGGUGGCCUAUGGCUUCAAGGUGUACUUCACCAAUGCCUGGUGCUGGCUCGACUUCCUCAUCGUGGACGUCUCCAUCAUCAGCCUGGUGGCCAACUGGCUGGGCUAUUCGGAGCUGGGACCCAUCAAAUCCCUUCGGACACUUCGGGCCCUGCGUCCCCUGAGGGCACUGUCCCGAUUCGAGGGCAUGAGGGUGGUGGUGAAUGCCCUCCUGGGUGCUAUCCCCUCCAUCAUGAACGUGCUGCUCGUCUGCCUCAUCUUCUGGCUGAUCUUCAGUAUCAUGGGUGUCAACCUGUUUGCCGGCAAGUUCUACUACUGCAUCAACACCACUACCUCUGAGAGGUUCGACAUAUCCGAGGUCAACAACAAGUCUGAGUGCGAGAGCCUCAUGCACACGGGCCAGGUCCGCUGGCUCAACGUCAAGGUCAAUUAUGACAACGUGGGUCUGGGCUACCUCUCCCUCUUGCAGGUGGCCACCUUCAAGGGCUGGAUGGACAUCAUGUAUGCAGCUGUGGACUCCCGGGAGAAGGAGGAGCAGCCGCAGUACGAGGUGAACCUCUACAUGUACCUCUACUUUGUCAUCUUCAUCAUCUUCGGCUCCUUCUUCACCCUCAACCUCUUCAUCGGCGUCAUCAUUGACAACUUCAACCAGCAGAAGAAGAAGUUUGGAGGGAAAGACAUCUUUAUGACAGAGGAACAGAAGAAAUACUAUAAUGCCAUGAAGAAGCUCGGCUCCAAGAAGCCUCAGAAGCCAAUUCCCCGGCCCCAGAACAAGAUCCAGGCCAUGGUGUAUGACCUCGUGACGAAGCAGGUCUUCGACAUUACCAUCAUGAUCCUCAUCUGCCUCAACAUGGUCACCAUGAUGGUGGAGACAGAUGACCAGAGCCAGCUUAAGGUGGACAUCCUGUACAACAUCAACAUGAUCUUCAUCAUCAUCUUCACAGGGGAGUGUGUGCUCAAGAUGCUUGCCCUGCGCCAGUACUACUUCACCGUUGGCUGGAACAUCUUUGACUUCGUGGUUGUCAUCUUGUCCAUCGUGGGCCUGGCACUCUCCGACCUGAUCCAGAAAUACUUCGUGUCACCCACGCUGUUCCGCGUGAUCCGCCUGGCGCGGAUCGGGCGCGUCCUGCGGCUGAUCCGCGGGGCCAAGGGCAUCCGGACGCUGCUGUUCGCCCUCAUGAUGUCGCUGCCUGCCCUAUUCAACAUUGGCCUCCUCCUCUUCCUGGUCAUGUUCAUCUACUCCAUCUUCGGCAUGUCCAACUUCGCCUACGUCAAGAAGGAGUCAGGCAUUGAUGACAUGUUCAACUUUGAGACCUUCGGCAAUAGCAUCAUCUGCCUGUUCGAGAUCACCACGUCAGCUGGCUGGGACGGGCUCCUCAACCCCAUCCUCAAUAGCGGGCCUCCGGACUGCGACCCCAGCCUGGAGAACCCAGGCACCAGCAUCAAGGGCGACUGUGGCAACCCCUCCAUCGGUAUCUGCUUCUUCUGCAGUUACAUCAUCAUCUCCUUCCUCAUCGUGGUCAACAUGUACAUUGCCAUCAUCCUGGAAAACUUCAAUGUGGCCACAGAGGAGAGCAGCGAGCCCCUUGGUGAGGACGACUUUGAGAUGUUCUACGAGACGUGGGAGAAGUUCGACCCCGACGCCACCCAGUUCAUUGCCUACAACCGCCUCUCAGACUUUGUGGACACCCUGCAGGAGCCACUGCGGAUCGCCAAGCCCAACAAGAUCAAGCUCAUCACGCUGGACCUGCCCAUGGUGCCGGGGGACAAGAUCCACUGCCUGGACAUCCUCUUCGCCCUGACCAAAGAGGUCCUGGGUGACUCUGGGGAAAUGGAUGCCCUCAAGCAGACCAUGGAGGAGAAGUUCAUGGCAGCCAACCCCUCCAAGGUGUCCUACGAGCCCAUCACCACCACCCUCAAAAGGAAGCACGAGGAGGUGUGUGCCAUCAAGAUCCAGAGGGCCUACCGCCGGCACCUGCUCCAGCGCUCCAUGAAGCAGGCAUCCUACAUGUACCGCCACAGCCACGAUGGCAGCGGGGAUGAUGCCCCUGAGAAGGAGGGGCUGCUCGCCAACACCAUGGGCAAGAUGUAUGGUCACGAGAACAGGAACAGCAGCUCACAGAGCCCAGAGGAGAAGGGCAAGGCAGGGGAUGCCGGACCCGCCAUGGGGCUGAUACCCAUCAGCCCCUCAGACACUGCCCAGCCUCCUGAGCCUCUGCCAGGGCAGACAGUGCGCUCGGGGGUCAAGGAGUCUCUUGUCUAGCAGGCAGCAUCAAGGUGGCCCACCGAGUCUCAGCACAGUCCCCAAAGCUCCCCCAUGGUGCCUGCACACAAAGUGAGGGAGCAGGGCUUUGAAUCUGGGACUGUGUCUGGCUCCCUCCUGGGGGACAGGAUUUGGCCACACUGGGGCUGACACCCAGGCCCAAGCACCUGUUUCCCCAGACCAUGGGAAAUGGGAAUUGCACUCAGGGGCUCCAUGCUGGGCCUGAGGCCCCUGCCUCCAUGAUUUCAUCUUCAACUUGCUCUGACCUCCUCCUGGGCCCUGUUGCCCCUCCUUUUGGCCUGGGGGAGGUCAGAACAUUCAAAUCUCUGCCCCUCACUUGGGAAGGAGCUGGCCCAGGGCGGAGGGAUCAGUUUCCCCCCAUCACCAGUCUUAAGGGUCACUGACCUCUCCCCAGGAAGUGGCUCAGACCCCUCAGCUCCAGCCCAAAGACGUCUUAACCUCAGGGAGUGCAGACACCUGACCCCAGGGCACUACUAGCCCACCCUCUCUGACUCUGGGGUGCAGCUUUGCCCACCAGGCCGGCUAAGGAAUUCCCUGGAAAAGGGAAAUGUGACUGGCUCAGAAAUAGCUCCUCAAAGCCUCAAAACCUGAUUGGCCACUGGAUCCUGCUGCUUCGGGCUGAGGUGGUGACUCUGAAAACCUUUUCCCAGGCCACGUCCAGGUUUGUAGCUCCCCUGGCUGGCCCCUAGGGGAAGAGCAGAAGGAAGGAUGUCACUUGGGAAUUGUCCUUUUCUAGGAAGCACAGGUGGGUGGAACAGGCUGGGUCCUACCAGCUGGAUCACCACACAUGGCCUGAGCUCCAAACCUGAGCGGGGGGGGGGGGGGGGGGGGGGGGCGGGGACCUGCUGCUCAGUAAGAAGAUUCUCGCCCCUUCUCACUCUCCUUGCCUCACUCCUCCGUGAGCACCAUCAGGGCUCCAGGGUCCUCCUCCAGCCUCAGAGAUCUCCCUUCUCAUCUCCCACACCCAUCUCUUUCUCUCCCCUCAUUCUUCCCACCUCUCUCCUCAAAGUGAUCCUAAUAAUACUCACUUGAACUCAGGUUAGAGAUUUCAACCCUGGGACAUGCAGCAGGGAAGGCCCGACUGGCUCAGGCUGAACCUUCCAACCUCCUGUGGCUGGAAAAUCACCUCUGCUGCACUGUUGUUCUGGGCAUGGCAGAGCCAGACGUCUGCAGGCUCCUGGAGAACAGAGGUUGUGCCCGAAGGAGGAGGGGUGAAAGACCUGCUCAGGCGUCACUGGAUUUAUUCACUUGUGUGUGUCCCUGUGGCUGUGUCUACUUGUAUGCUUGUAGGCCUGUGUGUGUUCAAGUGUAUGACUGUUUGUGUGUGUGUGAACCACCGUGUACUGGUGCCUGCAUUAUGCACAUGUGUCUGGGUAUUUUUGUGUAUAUGUGUGUCAAUGUGCCCUGGAGUGUUUCAAGGUCCAUGGAGUAUGGCUGUUGUGUCGUGCUGUGCAGGCCUGUCCAUGGGCACAUUCCCGUGUCUGGGAGGGUGAACUGUGCUGUAUGUGUGUGGAUGAGUGUGAACACACGUGGUAAGGUACACUCAGGGCAUCCUGUUGGCCUAAGUUCCUCUUCUUUUUCUUCUUGUUUUUCAUGAAGAGUUUGAUUAAAAUUCAGGAAGCAGCAAAACCUUCAAGACAUGUAUGUGUGCUUUGUGUGUGCACAUCUACCUGUCAUGGCUACGGGCCAGAGUCAUCUUUAUGGUCCACUAUGCUCCCUCGCCUGCUCCCGGCACUGCCUGAACAGCCCUGUCCCUCACUCCCAGUGAGCUCCUCUCCUUCCCUCCGUUUCUCAUGGCCUGAGCCCUGCUCCCUGCCUCCUGCCUGUGUCUCCUCUAUGGAAGGAGGCCUCCACUCCUUCCAUCUCUUCCUUCAGAAGCUUUGUCUAAUGGGGGCAGCCUCCCCUGCCCAGCACCCUACCCUUCUGCCUUGCCCUCCUGGGCCCUGGAGCCUCAGAAAUGUUUGGUUGGGUAUUCUCUGUGGACUGUGCAGGCUGCAGAGGAAAAGUAGAUGAGCAAGGUCCAGCCCCUCCCUGCUUGUGGCCCCUCGCCUGCAGAAGAUGCCCUUUCCUGCCUGGUCCAGGGGGAACAGGUCCCACACCAGGCCAGCAGGUGGGCUCCUUUGUACAGUUCUUACAAUAAACCGUCCCUGGUGCCUCUGG
Messenger RNA from Callithrix jacchus (white-tufted-ear marmoset), 8553 nucleotides. RefSeq names its product sodium voltage-gated channel alpha subunit 4 (gene SCN4A). Lineage: Eukaryota; Metazoa; Chordata; Mammalia; Primates; Cebidae. Gene Ontology annotation, cellular component: voltage-gated sodium channel complex; plasma membrane. Gene Ontology annotation, biological process: neuronal action potential; membrane depolarization during action potential; sodium ion transmembrane transport. The record is from RefSeq and is a predicted model, not a curated record. Gene Ontology annotation, molecular function: voltage-gated sodium channel activity.